UCUCAAGGUGCGCGCGCAGCGGAGAGGCGGCUCGCCUUCGUUCGUCGUCUCCGUUUGGAAGGCCCGGCUGUGUGUUUUGGGCCUGGUGAGCGGCCUGGCUUUUCUCCUCAGAGAGAGAAAGAGACGAGGAAAAGGGCGGAGAGCAACGGGAGGCCGAGCCGGAGCAGUUUCGAGAGGCUCAGGGGCGGUGGGUGGGCAAAUAAACCCCUUCCUUGGAGUUCACUCGGAAGUUGUAAACGAGGGGGGGGGCUGUUAAAGAAAGGAAUAAGAGGGUGGGAGGGAGCUGUGGGCAAGACUGGCGGAGGUGGUCGCUUUCCUUUCCUCCGCUUAAGGGAGAAACCGGCUCUGUUUCAGUGCCUUCCCCCUCUUCAGCCCUGCAGUGAAAGUGCUGCUCCUGUUUUUUUUAGUAAGCGAUCUGCCCUCAAGUCGGAACCGAGUUAUCGUGACCGUAAUAGGGCUUCCAAGCAGAGGAAACUGGAAAUUGUUUACAGGAGGACUGGAAGAUAGUCAGACGGAAAAAUGGACGAUAAAAGAAAACGAGCCAGAGUUCAGGGUGGCUGGGCCAGUUCACUUAACAGCAGAGCUUCCUCUUGUGCAACUUCUGGAGCUUCCAAUGCUAAGAACCAAGUCUUUCCAAGCUCUCCACAGUCACGGGCAGGAAGAGGGGAGCAGCUUUCAUCCAAAAAGCACUUUGUUUUUAAAGCACCAGAACAGGUGAUACGCAAAGCUCCACAGCCUAAAAUGAUUGAGAAACAAGGUAUUUAUGAGAUCAGCACAUCACCUUCAGGAGUGUCGCGAAUCCAUUUGAUUCCUGGCUUCAUUGAUUUAAAUGAAGCAGACUGGAUGUUUGAACAGCUCUUCCAUGAAAUCCCCUGGAGGCAGAGAGCACACGUCAGACAAGAUCUAUCUUAUGAUGAACCCAGACUCACAGCAUGGUAUGGUGAACUUCCAUACACUUAUUCCAGACUUACAAUGUUGGCAAACCCUCAUUGGCAUCCACUACUGACUAUGCUGAAAGAUCGUGUUGAAGAUUUCACUAAAAACACCUUCAAUUCUCUGCUUUGCAACCUGUAUCGGAAUGAAAAAGACAGUGUUGACUGGCACAGUGAUGAUGAGCCAGCAUUGGGACAAAAUCCUGUUAUUGCUUCACUCAGCUUUGGUGCUACCCGGAUGUUUGAGAUGAGGAAGAAACCUUUGCCUGAAGAUAACAGUGACUAUACUUAUGUGCAGAGAGUACAUAUACCACUAGAUCAUGGAACUUUGCUAAUGAUGGAAGGAGCUACUCAAGAAGACUGGCAGCACCGUGUACCCAAGGACUAUCACUCUCGGGAACCACGUAUAAAUUUGACGUUUAGGACUAUGUAUCCAGACCCUGAGGCAAUGCAUACAUGACUGAGAGAAUCUGUGAUGCCCACUCCUGCUACUGAGCCCAAAGGUUAAUUCUGGUCUGAGCAAAACAGCCCAGUUGGGUUUGGUGAUUGGCUAUUCAUGUAUGAGAGAGAAAAGGAAAAUGUUGCUAAAAUGAAAGCUACUAAUUGUUUCAACUGCCCAAUGAUGAGUGGUGCAUUUUAUGGGACUGCUUGCUAAUGCACGAUGCUUGAUAGAAAUUGAUUUUGUUUUGUUGAACAGUAUGUUCGUUUGUUAGAGCAUUCAUUUUUGAUAAGGCUCUUUUGAAUCAGAUCUGAGGCUUGGUUAAUUUAUUAAUACCAUCUUUAACUAGUUGUUUCUGGUAAUGCUGAGAUUUUCCUGGCAGAGAAUACCAACUGCCUUCUUAUAUUUUUGUUUUUGUGCCAUGUUCUGUCCUUUCAUUUGUUUCAUAUAUGUGAAUAAGAAUCUUCUUCGUUAACUGGACAAGAUAGUAUGAAUGUAACUUGCAGUACUGCAAUCAUGCCCGAUAAGUCCAGGUCAGCUUAGAAUUCUGAAAAACUUGAUGUGAGAAGGAGAAAGGCAGAUUUGAAGUAGGGAGUCACAGGUAUCAUAAAAUGAUGUAUAAGAAGAUACACAGAACAGUAACAGGUUUCAGAAACUCUUAUCUCCAUCUUUAUUGUUAUAUUUACUUACUGUCUCCAUGUUAUUGGUAUGUUCUUAAUGCUCUCAGAAUUAUUGUUUAGGAAAAUAAAAUGAGCUAAUUAUGUCCCUGUGGUUAGAUAAAUAGCACCUUCUCCUUCCCAGUAAGAGUUUUUUCUGGAGGUGAGAAUGAGCAUGACAUUGUGGCUUUUAAAAUGUCGAGCCAUAGGCCCAUCUUACCCCAUGCACUCACUGGUGGUAGUUUCCCACAUUCUUGGGAAAGGGCUUCUCCCAGCUCUGAUCUCAAGAAAUAUUUUGGCUAAAAAUGCCAGAAAUUGAGUUGGAGUUUUUCUGCCUGGGAUCUACUAUGUCACCCAUCUGCUAAAGCUGGAUAAUAUCAGAUGGAGGCCUUUUCUGACCUUAUUGGCUCCCUGCCCCAUUUAGUUAUAGCGGCUUCACCCUCCCCAGUUGAGGAGGAUUUAAAGUUUUUCAGAAAGUGGCAAAUAAAGUCCUUGGUCUAGCUGCUUUCAUUUCCAAUUACUGAUCAGAUAUACAGUGGUACCUCGCUAGACGACGACCCCGCUGUAUGACGAAUCUGCAGGACGGUGACUUUUUGCGAU
This is a messenger RNA of Pogona vitticeps (central bearded dragon), 2627 nucleotides long. RefSeq names its product alkB homolog 3, alpha-ketoglutarate dependent dioxygenase (gene ALKBH3). NCBI's taxonomy places the organism in Eukaryota, Metazoa, Chordata, Lepidosauria, Squamata, Agamidae. Gene Ontology annotation, molecular function: dioxygenase activity. Gene Ontology annotation, cellular component: nucleoplasm; mitochondrion. Gene Ontology annotation, biological process: DNA alkylation repair. The record is from RefSeq and is a predicted model, not a curated record.